Messenger RNA from Teleopsis dalmanni, 708 nucleotides. Its product is annotated as regulator of nonsense transcripts 1-like. Lineage: Eukaryota; Metazoa; Arthropoda; Insecta; Diptera; Diopsidae. The record is from RefSeq and is a predicted model, not a curated record.
CCCCAACAACCAAUUUCACAGGAUCAAACAGACUAUCAACAACAACAACAAUUACCGCAAGAUUAUCGUGGCGCCAGUCCCGGCAUAAUAACAUUGCGUAAAGAGGCACCGGUUUCACAAGUGCCUGCUCCUGUUUAUACUUCACAGCCAGCAGCCGUAAGCUUUGGAGGAGGCAGCAACAUGCGUGGAGAUUUGAAAUGGCCACCACCAGAAUACAAAGAGGCCGCAGCACGUGAAAAUGAAGAACGUCGUGCACUUGCACUUGGCCCAGUUUGCAGACCAAGGAGAAUUAAUCGCGAUUACACAUCGUUCUUUCAAAAGAAUGCAUUGAACUGCUACUAUCCUGGCUACAAAGUGCCACCAGGUACACAACAUAUGUUCGCUUAAAUGGAAAAUGGAUGUGAAGUCACGAAUUUGGAACAUUGAACACGGAACAUUAAUAAUGGAAUAUUGAAAAUGAAACAAUGAAUUGUGAACUCAAGUUUGCGUUAUGGAACAGCUUCCAACAUAAAUUUAAUUUAAAUUGAAUGUGAAAAAAAUAUAAAACGAAAUUUUGACUUAUUACUUUUUGAAAAUAUUCAUAUAAGAAUUUUUAUAACGAUUAAAUCAAGUACUAACAUUUUAGCUAAGCAAAAUGAAAGUUUUUCUAAAUGGAAUUACUAACAUUUGUACUAACCGAAUUUAGCAUAAAAAAUGUAAAAAAAAAAA